UUUUCUUUGCCACUUUGAAGGAAAAUUUUGCCACAAAUGGCGUGCAUGAAGCUGGGAUCCAAAUCUGAAAUGUUUUACCUCUAUGGCCAAAGUUGGCUGUGCUCAACUGGACUCCCAAGUGAUAUCAUCAUUGAAAUUGGUGAUACAUCUUUCCAUCUCCACAAGUUUCCACUGAUAUCAAGAAGCAGAGAGCUAGAAAGUUUGAUGAGAGAAGUACCAUGCGAACCUGAUAAGUCUGUUUUGGAACUGCAUGGUCUACCUGGAGGAGCCAAGGCCUUUUUGCAUGUUGCUAAGUUUUGUUAUGGUGUCAAAAUGGAGUUGACUGCAUCGAAUGUUGUUGGUCUCAGGUGUGCAGCAGAGUACCUCCAAAUGAGUGAGAACUAUGGAGAGGGGAACCUCAUCAUGCAAACAGAAAAAUUCCUUAAUCAUGUGUUUGGUUACUGGACAGACACUCUCGUUGCUCUUAAAACAUGCGAGGAGGUUUUACCUAUGGCUGAAGAGCUUCACAUCGCUUCACGUAGUAUAAACUCUUUGGUGCUGAAAGUAGCAGAUCAAAGUUUGGUUAAUUUGCCUGUCUCAUCGGGUCCAAGUGUUGCUCAGAGUCCAGAGGAUGCAGAAGUGUGGAAUGGAAUAAGCCUAACACCAAAGGCAUCAGGUGAAGAUUGGUGGUUUGAUGAUGUAUCUUCUCUUAGUUUGCCAUUGUAUAAAAGGUUCAUACGAGGUGCUAGUGCACGAAACAUUAAACCUAAUAGAAUUGCUGGAUCCCUUGUUUACUAUGCAAAAAAGCACAUCCCCUUAUUGGGAAGUCAAACAAGCUCACAGAGUGGAAACUCGUCUUCUCUUAAGUCAUCUCUUUCUACCCCUUCUGAAGCAGAUCAGAGGAAUCUUAUUGAGGAAAUAGUGGAGUUGCUGCCAAAUGAAAAGGGCAUAGCACCAACCAAGUUUUUAUUGGGGUGUCUGCGGACAGCAAUGGCCUUAUAUGCUAGUUCAUCUUGCUGUUCAAGCUUGGAGAAAAGGAUUGGUUCUCAAUUAGAUGAAGCAGAUCUGGAAGAUCUUUUGAUUCCAAAUAUUGGAUUCUCAAUGGAGACUGUUCAUGACAUUGACUGUGUCCAAAGAAUGCUUGACCAUUUCAUGAUUGUAGAGCAUGACCUAAUUGAUACUACGUCUAAUGAUAUAGAGGAAGAAAGGCAAAUAGUUGCAAGUUCUCAACCUCUGAGCCCAAUGGCAAAAGUGGCUAACCUGAUAGAUUCUUAUUUAGCUGAAGUUGCACCUGAUGUAAAUGUGAAGUUACCAAAAUUUCAAUCACUUGCUGCUGUAAUUCCUGAUCAUGUCAGGACCCUGGAUGACGGUUUAUACCGUGCCAUUGAUAUAUAUCUCAAGAAUCAUCAUUGGCUGACAGACUCGGAGAAGGAACAAAUCUGCAGGCUCAUGAAUUGCCAGAAGCUGUCAUUGGAAGCCAGCACACAUGCAGCUCAAAAUGAGAGGUUACCACUUCGUGUAGUAGUCCAAGUCUUGUUCUUUGAACAACUGAAGCUGCGCACAUCUGUUGCUGGCUGGUUCUUUGCUUCUGACAAUGUUGAGAACUCACAAAACCUGAAUGCAAAUCUGCCUCUGAUAAGAAAUGAUGGCAGCAUUCCACACAACCCGGUUGUGGCUUUUGAUAACAUGAAAGAGAGAGUGGCUGAACUUGAGAAGGAAUACUUGAGCAUGAAGCAAGAUAUGGAAAAAAUGAUGAAGUCAAAGGGAGGUUGGAACGUGCUCCUUAGGAAAUUGGGUUGGAAGCUUGUGCCUAAACCCUCUAAUGCCAAUGUCUCCAAGCCAUGCCGGAAGUCCAAAAUAUCACCAGCAACUACAGCCCAGAUGGAAGAAAAGGCCAUGGAAGUGAAAUGAAAGACUUGAAGUUGAAAAACAAUUUGCAAUGCUUUUCCUUUUUCUCUUUGAAGUUUUAAGAUCAUCUAGUUGCUUCCC
This is a messenger RNA of Vigna angularis (adzuki bean), 1968 nucleotides long. RefSeq names its product BTB/POZ domain-containing protein At5g03250. Bases 37 to 1890 code for a protein of 617 amino acids. Gene Ontology annotation, molecular function: protein binding. The record is from RefSeq and is a predicted model, not a curated record. The transcript is spliced from 4 exons. Lineage: Eukaryota; Viridiplantae; Streptophyta; Magnoliopsida; Fabales; Fabaceae.